CAGCCUUCAGCUGUACAACAAAAACAAACCGCGCUGACAAUGAGAAACUUAAGAACGUUUGUGAACUGGCUUAAAUUAAAAACAGGAGGACUCAGGAUAUUCCAUUAGCAAAACUUUUUCUUAAGAACCUUGAGCUCAACUCUGAACCUCUCAAAGCCCAAUAAUGAGACUAAAACCAGCCGGUUGCUUUCUUAAGUUCGCCACUGAAUACUUUUGACUCUCAUUAUGGUGUAUUUGCCGGCCACCCUCACGAGAGGAAGGGGCCUGCGGUCUCCACCUCCACAAGCCGUCCCUAGACCUUCAGCCGCAUUUUCACCCCACAUCGAAAGAAGUGGACGAAUUUAUCAGGUGUUGUGAAAUGGGAUGAGAACUGAAGAACAUUUUGCAAGAUUCAUGGAUUCCAAUCUACCAUUCCAUCAGAGCCGUACCUGCCAUGCCAUGGACUACAUUCGCGAAUUCGACAUUCGCCUCGAGCGCGAGAUGUACUACGCCGGAGAGACCGUCUGCGGAAAUGUGAUUCUGGACACCGUCGAGAACUUCAAGCUCAGGGCCGUUCGAGUGGUGCUCAGGGGCAAGGCGCACGCCGAGUGGAAGGUGGUGGUCAGCGGCGACAGACGCACCGUCAAGGACGACCAAUACUUCGUCGACGACCGGGCCAUCAUUUGGGGAAAAGACAAGCCGGAGGGAAAUGUGCCGAUUCUACCGCGGGGCCUGCACCAGUUCCCGUUCCGCUUCCAGCUGCCGGAGAGCUCGCUGCCGUGCUCGUUCGAAAGCAAGCCCGGCUUCAUCCGCUACUACAUCAAGGUGACCAUCGACAUUCCCUACGCCUCGCCGCCCCAGGGGAUGAAGUAUUUUACCAUUAUCGGACCACACAUCGACUGCAUGGACGAUCAGUACUUGAAGCCGAUGAUUGGGCAGGACAAGAAGACGACUUGCUGCCUGUGCUGCGAGCGCGGCCCGGUGGCCCUUCGGGCACAGCUCGAGCGGUCGGCCUACGUGUGCGGCGAGAGCAUCAAGUUGCGGGCCGACGUGGACAACCAGGGCGAAGAGGAAGUUCGUUUGAAAGUCAAAUUGCUGCAGUACGUGGAGUACUUCAUCGACAGAGGGGUGCUGGGGGUGACGCGCGAGGUGCAGCAUCCGGUGCUCGAGUACCGCGGCGAGCCGGUUAAGCCGGGCACCCACGCCAAGUGGGACUCGGCGCAGAUCCUGGUUGUGCCCACGAUGCCACCCUCCAUGGUUGGCGUGUGCCGCCUCCUCCAGCUCUACUACGUCCUCAAGGUGAACCUGGAGUUUGAGAAGAGCGGCGACGACUUACAAAUGCACUUUCCUCUGACAAUUGCGACGGUGCCGUUCAGAAUACCAAACAGCGCCAACCAACCCUCGGUUAAAUAUGAGCACUCGUGCGACCACGUGGAGGGCGGGCUGUACAUUGGACCCGAGUUUCUGCUCGGCGAAGUGUACGACGGCGACCACGACGGCCGGGAGACGGUGGUGCUGUACCGACCGGUGUACGUGUGCAUCGACCGGCCUGCGGUGGUGCCGCCGCAGCUGCAGCCGCAACACAGCUCAAAUGCCUUAGCUUGCGGCUCGCAGUCGCAGCAGCCGCACGCGUCCGCCUCCACGAACUCGUUGUAGACCAGACACUCUCUCGUGCACAUCUCACUUUUGUACCGCUCUCUUUUUCUUACAACAUUUUGGUGUAAUCAUGUUACAGUUGUUGCAGCAGCGAGAUAUAAAAGAGCUUCUUGGUCUAUAGUCCUGGCUUCGGUGUUUGAAUUUGGCUGCACUUCUCAAUUUGUCCUUUGAAGAUUGAGGGGAUCGAAACGAUUUAUUUGUUUAAAUUGACAAUAAAAUGUUUUUGUGUAAAUCAUAAAUACCGGAAAUUACAAAUUUUUAAGAACAAAAAAGUUUUUAGGUGAUGAUAGGAAGUGUUUUUUGCUCUGCGGGACUUAUGCUGGAUUGCCAAAUUAUAAUAACACUUGUAUUUGGUUAAAAUAAUAUUCGCUCUACCAAAGUCAAUAUUUGUAGGGUUGUGCGUUUAGCUUUUUCAACUGUUUUUCGAGCACAUGCUGAGAGGAAAUCAUCACGAUUAAUUAAAUUUAAAGUAAUUUAAGCCCGUGUUUAAAUUGAAUAGAAUGUACUUGGUCAGAAAAGAAUUCGUCUGAAAUGGGGGAUUUGGACUGUGUCCAAAAUGGAAUCUGUCCAAAUCACGCACCAUGCAUUCCCACCUUCAACUAUGACCGGAUAUUCGCACAUUUUUCAACCACCAAUCAGAAUCCUUGAUAAUGGAGUUGAUCUGGAUUGUCGUACAAAUAUAUGUCUUAAUAGAUAAAUAUUAGUAUUUAAAAAAAUAAAAAUAGUCAAUGAUACAUUUUAGGACUAUAGGAAGGGUUGUGAUGCAUGGACGGUCAGGCCUUUUUCCUUUGAAAUUACAAAAAAGUGAUAUCAUUUAGUGUCCAAAUUUGUAAAAAUCGUUGACAUUCAUUGUUUUGGUUUCCUCCUGCUUAAUUUGUGCAAUUUUUGAAAAAUUGGAAAAUGGUCCUUGGUUUAAUGUAAUUCAUGCAAAUUUAAAAAAUAAACUUAAACGCACAGCCCUAUAAAUUUGUAAGCGUGGAUCUCAUUCAGUUAAUAGUGCAAAAUGCAUAAAAAGCGUUACUGUCAAUCCCUCAGUACUGCAGUUUUUUUAAUCCGGAUGGAAAGUUUAUCCAGGAAAUUAUUGGCUCUCUCAUUUUCGGAACAAAGUCCACUCAGUGGUCUCUAUAAUUUUGCGAGGGAUAAAAUCAUUCCAAGAAGAUACCUCAAGCAAACAACGAUUGAUUGAUUGAUAUUAUUUAGAAAUUUGCUACGCACACACUAUUUGAAAAGCUCAAAAUGCGGCUUUUAGUAGGCAUUAGCAGACGCUCAAUGGCAUACACAUGUAACUACAUUAAAUAUAGUCGAUUGAAGCUCACGAAGACGAAUUUAAGUUGCACUAGUCGCUAACUCGAGAGAAGAGCCAAAUUUCAACACCAUUCAAUUUUCCGAAAAAGCGCAAGGUAUUAGCUGUUGCAUAUUAGAAUUAAAUAUAUAAAUCCGGUGCCAAAUGUUCAGCACUGUGUAAUUUGUUACAUUAAAUGUUCGUGUAUGUUUAAUAAGAAUGUUACAUUUGCAACAAAAACUAUGUAUAGCGUUGACACUAACAGAUGUCUAAGGAAUCGAUUAUUUAGACCCCUCUCCUUGUGUGUGUUUAGCAGUGUUUUUACGUACCAAAACUGUGUACUCAACGAUUAAAAAAUUACUGAACGCAUUAAACUCUCAUUAAAAGUAAAAUAAAAUAUACUAUAAGCCCCUUAAACGAAAUAACUAAACAAUUAGAAUUUUAACCGGGGAAAAUCAAAAACGCCAAAAAAUGUAAUCAAAGGCGAGGAUGCAAUAAUGUCUGUUCAUUUCGUACUUGUAGCAGAAAAUGAGUAUUUUUAACACAAAAGUGCUGUAGUCGAUUUGUUUGGAAUGAUUCCUGGAUGCAAACAUAAACAAGACAAAAAAUGAAGUGUUCCGGGUUGUGCCAAAAAAAAAUUAUUGUAAAAAAUCGUAUGCACGACUUAUUUCAACUUUAAGUGUUUAUUUGUAAUAAUUGCAAAUGCUGGAAUUAUUUCUGUGUCGUUAUGGUUGUAAAUAUUUUGACAAUAUUUUUAAGUCAUUCGUAAUUAGACGACUCUCAAGGUACUCGUUUUCUCCACAAUUCACAAGUAAAAAUUAAAUUGAAAAUUACUCCCUCCUUAUGAAAGACAUCUUUUUAAAGGAAGAUCUUUUCAAUUGAUGUCUUUUGAAUUGUUGUUUAAUCUAUAAUAGAAAAAAGAGCUGGAUUUUUUAUUCCCAAAUAGAAAAUUUCAAGAAUAUAAAGAUGUUAACUUAAAUUUCGCAACAGUUUCAUAUUUUGCAAUAAAAUAUAUUUUUUCUCGAUAAAAACAGGCCAAACACAGUUUGAGUAGGAAAAUCUCAAAUACAAUUGGAAGCUCAGAAAAAUCAUUGAUCGUCAUGAUUUCACAGCCUAUAUAUUUACGUAUUAUUUAUUUCAAGUUUUGGCCGGCUGGCAAAAAGGCCACUUACUUGCCGUGUGAAAAUGCACUGGCAGGUGAGAUCCAGGUGCUUGUUGUUGUUUAUGUGCGCCGAAAGGGGCAAAGAAAGAAUAAAGUGCGUGUGCGAGGUUGUAAAAGUGA
Cloeon dipterum is the source of this 4199-nucleotide messenger RNA. RefSeq names its product arrestin domain-containing protein 2-like. The transcript is spliced from 10 exons. The coding region runs from base 364 to 1635 and encodes 423 amino acids. Gene Ontology annotation, cellular component: cytoplasm. Lineage: Eukaryota; Metazoa; Arthropoda; Insecta; Ephemeroptera; Baetidae. The record is from RefSeq and is a predicted model, not a curated record. Gene Ontology annotation, biological process: protein transport.